This is a messenger RNA of Cladocopium goreaui, 799 nucleotides long. The record is from the annotation of a GenBank genome assembly. Lineage: Eukaryota; Dinophyceae; Suessiales; Symbiodiniaceae.
UGAUGGCCGUGCUAUUGCGGUUCCAAUCGUCAUGGACACUGCAACAUUCCAUCGGAGGAAGGAAUGUCAUACGUCCAGGUCUCUGCAUGGGCCACUCAUACAGUGCUUUGGAGAACUUGAUGCAAAAGUGGAAGGUCAGACACUCCCAAGUCCACAAUGGGAGGUCACACAAUGCUUCUCCAAAGUGGUGGCUUACCGCCGCAUGAAACAGCCUCCAAAAUACACCAUUCCGCCUCUGGAUGAAGGAAUGUCCUACACACAAGCUUCUGUUGGGGGGUUUCAUACUGUGAUUCUCCGACAGGAUGGAAAUGUUGUCGCUUGCGGAGACAAUGAACAUGGGCAAUGCAACAUUCCAGUGUUGGAGGAAGGAAUGUCAUAUGUGCAGGUCUCCGCAGGGGCAAUUCAUACAGUGCUUCUCCGGAGUGAUGGCAUGUAGCUUGCGGACAAGGAACUGAUUGGCAAUGUGACAUCCCAUCUCUUGCUACUUCCCGUCGGUAUGUUUGCAAUCAUUCAGGACCGUUUGGGAAAGACGUUGUGUUGCAGCUAGACUUUAUCUUCAAACAUCGUGAAAUCGCAUGCAUAUGCUCAAGUCUUGCUGGCGAAGAAAAAAUCAAUCCAUCUGGCCUCGAUCUGGCCUCUGAUCUUCACAAGUGGAUUGGGAACUGGGGGUGAACCUCAAAGCUCUUCGCUUAGUAUUGCCCGACAGAUCUUGACAUCUAUGGUGCAAAUCUAGCAGCCACCGUGCAGAUGCUGUCAUGCAUCAGGACCCGGUGACGCACGACGCAAUAAAAGGGCAAAA